Molecule: messenger RNA, 2385 nt
Organism: Quercus lobata
Lineage: Eukaryota; Viridiplantae; Streptophyta; Magnoliopsida; Fagales; Fagaceae
Product: protein trichome berefringence-like 7
Exons: 4
Coding region: 717-2000 (427 amino acids)
Cellular component (GO): Golgi apparatus
Molecular function (GO): O-acetyltransferase activity
Source: RefSeq, a predicted model, not a curated record
GGUAAGUGAUCUCUAACUACUUGAAUAUUAUAGUCCCCAUGCUUAUUUCUGUUUUUCUUUGUUAUUUUACACGUUCUGUUCUCAACCACCUCUGAAUCAAAACCCUCCCAAAUUUCCAAAGCAUCUCCUUUCUCUGCUCUCUGCCUACAUCUCUCCAACUCUGCAAGUCCCCUCAAGAUUCAACGGUGGAUUCUCCAUAUCCUUGUUUUAUGCCACCUUCACAGGUAGCUACUGUCUUCUAAUUUUGUUAGCGUCUCUCUUUUUCUUCACUAAUUCAUCCAAGAUUCUAGGCAACUGGGUUUGUUUUUCUUGAGAUUUGAAGCAUGCCCAUUUGGUUUUUAACUCAUUUCUAUUAUGGGUCUUGACCACACCAUGGUUCUGAGCUUGAAUUCUUGACUUCUUGGAUUGCAUUUGUAGAUUGUACAGUUAUUUUUUGUUUCUUUGUGCUUUUGAAGUUUUAUUGGUGACAUUGCUAAUAUGCUUGCAAAGUUGACGACUUUUUGAGGUGGCUGUAUGUUGGUUUUGAUUUCUGCUGGAUUUCAAUUUGAUAGUGAUUGGAUUUUUAUGGUUCUUGGAUUGGUUUUAUAAUAGGAUUGAAGUUAUAUAUGGAAAGACGGACUAUUUUGGAUCCUGAACCAACGGUUUGUAUUACAUGGGAGCAGUUUUGAUGUUUUCUGGAUGACUGGGAUAGUGAAUAGUUUCAAUGGACGAUUGACAUGAUGAAAAGUCUCAAAAGGGUUGCAUCCUUAAAACGCAGUGCAUCAAUCAACCGGAGGGCCUUGAAUGUUACAAGUCCAAGGGGAUUGAGUGUUUUAAGCCCAAGAAUCAGUCGGUGGAGUGGGGUUUCACGCUUGUUUCACGUUCUUGUGGUGAUUGGUUUUGUGAUUUCAUCCCUCAUUGCAAUUGGUUGUGGUUAUAUGUUUGUGCUCCCAAGCCUCAGCCAAGCCUUUUACGGGUAUGGUGCAUCCAAGACUAAUGUUUCAUUAAGUAGUUGCAAUAUUUUUAAUGGAAGUUGGGUUUUGGAUGAUAGCUAUCCAUUGUACAAUGCUACAGAAUGCCCUUUUGUAGAACAAGGAUUCAAUUGCUUGGGAAAUGGACGGGAAGAUAAAGAUUAUUUGCGAUGGCGAUGGAAGCCUAUGGAUUGUGUUAUUCCGAGGCCUGAUGUGCAAAGCAUAUUAGGAAUGCUUCGAGGCAAAAGAGUUGUUUUUGUUGGUGAUUCUAUGAGUAGAACACAGUGGGAGUCACUGAUAUGCUUGCUUAUGACAGGGGUAGAAGAUAAGAAGAGUGUCUAUGAAGUGAAUGGAAAUAAGAUUACAAAACGGAUUAGAUUUUUAGGUGUUCGGUUCAGUUCCUUUAACUUUACUGUUGAGUUUUUUCGCUCAGUUUUCCUGGUGCAACCGGGAGGGAUGCCUAGACAUGCGCCAAAGAGGGUCAAGUCGACACUUAAAUUGGACAAGUUAGACAAUAUUAGCAGCCAUUGGGUUAAUUCAGAUGUUCUCAUAUUCAACACAGGACAAUGGUGGGUGCCAGGAAAGCUUUUUGAAACUGGCUGUUAUUUCCAGGUUCGAAACACUUUAAAGCUUGGAAUGCCAAUUUCUGCUGCCUACAGAACUGCACUAGGCACAUGGGCAUCAUGGGUUGAGAGAAACAUCAAUACAAAUCGAACGCGUGUCUUCUUCCGAAGUUUUGAGCCAUCUCACUGGAGUGAUCAAACUCGUAGGUUUUGUAAUAUGACCCAGCACCCCCUAUCAGAAGCAAGAGGAAGGGACCGGAACCUAUUUUCAGAUACUAUUUUGGAGGUGGCAAAGAAUAUGACAGUUCCUGUAACUGUUCUGCACAUAACUUCCAUGACAGCUCUCCGGAGUGAUGCUCAUGUGGGUAACUGGAGUGACAGCCCAUAUACGCCUGAUUGUAGCCACUGGUGUCUACCUGGGGUACCUGAUGUGUGGAACGAAAUUGUCCUCUCUUACCUGCUUACAGGCUAUAGGCUUCAUUUCUGAUUAAUGGUGCAGAGUGGACAAAAGUGGAUUUACUGGUACCAGUUUUGAUGAAGCAAGUUGCCAAAACCUCCAGACUACCAGCACCCGUGGUUUCAAAGAUUGGAAGCCAGAAAAAUUGGGUAACAUUGAAUUGAGCUUAAGUUUAUUUCCUUUAUUACUUGUCAUUCUAUAGCAGCUCAGCGCCCGAACUAUUCUACAACUCUUCAAGAUAGCACCAAGUUUUCAAAAGAAAAUCUAAAAUUACACGGAGGAUACAAUUUUGCAUAGAAAUCAAUUUUUUCAUUCUUUUUGCAAAUUCUUUUGUAUUAAAAAGGGGCUAAAAUUUUGUCUCACAGAUGUAACAAAUUGUCCAUUCCUGUUCAUUAAUCACAGUUUUGAUUACAAU